AUGUGGAAGUUGGUGCCCACCGCAGGAAAAGGAGAGCCUUACCGGCUUUUGAGUGGCACAGAAUAUGUCGUUGGACGCAAGAACUGUGCCAUUUUGAUUCAGGAUGAUCAGUCCAUCAGUCGAAGUCAUGCAGUUCUGACAGUAAGCCAGCCUGAAACAACCCCUACCCAGUCUCUCUCAGUCCCUGUAUUAACAGUAAAGGAUACAUCUAAGUAUGGUACCUUUGUUAAUGGAUCAAAACUUAAUGGUGCUUCAGUGUCUUUGCAGUCUGGUGACAGAAUCAACUUUGGAGUCUUUGAGAGCAAGUUUAGAGUAGAGUAUGAACCUUUGAUUGUCUGUUCCUCAUGUUUAGAUGUUGCUCAGAAAACUACUUUAAAUCAAGCCAUCCAGCAGCUUGGAGGUCAUGUAGUGAAUGAAUGGACAAAAAACUGUACUCAUCUUGUAAUGGUAUCAGUAAAAGUUACUGUUAAGACUAUAUGUGCUUUGAUUUGUGGUCGACCCAUUAUAAAACCAGAGUUUUUUGUUGAAUUAAUCAAAGCUAUCCAGUCCAGGCAACAGCUCCCAAAUCAUGAAAACUUUUAUCCUCCAGUCGAUGAGCCUUCCAUCAGCACUGACAAACUGGAUUUGUCUGAGCGGCAUGAAAGGAGAAGAAUAUUCAGUGGAAAAACCUUUGUAUUUCUAACUGCCAAGCAGCACAACACACUGGGGCCAGCAGUUACUCUUGGAGGAGGGGAAGCAAAGUUGAUGACAGAAGGAGAAAAAGAGACAUCUUUACUAGCUUCUCCUGAAGUUUGUGUUGUAGAUGUGGGAAUGACAAACUCUCAGACCCUGGUAUCUGACUCCAUGAGAAACUGGACUGAUUCUGUGCUGGCUGUCUUGAAAAGCAAGGAUCUCAGGCCUAUUCCCGAGGCUGAAAUUGGACUGGCUGUUAUCUACAUGUCUACAGAAAAAUACUGCAACCCUCAGAUGCAGCCUGAUAACAGAGCUGCAACUAAAAGUGCUCCUACAUCUGCUGCUGUAGGGAGAGCCAUUUCUCAGAGUUUGGCUGUGGAUGAAACCAUAAUGCCAACUGCUGCAGAUGACAGCACACUAUAUAUACCUGAUACAGAGAUGGAAGAGACAUGUAUGGAGACAGAAAAUACUCCUCAGAUGGACAGACGAGGCAGAAUGGCUCCGCAGAGUGUGACUGCUGUAAAGGAAAACCCUAGCACAAGUGGCAGUGUAAAUGCAGGAGCAUCCAUAUCCAGAGUGAACAGAACAUCUGGAUUUAGCCAAAAGAAUCAUCCUGUCUCACCAUCUAAAAUUUCAGAGGUGGGGAAACCCACUGGGUGUGCUUCACAUCACCAGUCCAACUCAAUUACAAAGCACUUCCAGGCAGCUAGAAAAAGGGAAAGAGCUGAAGGAGAAGAAACAUCUGUAGCCAAACUAGCAAAACUAGAGGAAAGGUCCUCAUCUAUUUCCAAGGGCACUGGACCUGCAGCUUCAUCAGCGUGGAACAGUGAAGCAGAACAGCAUCCAAGGGAAAAUAACAGCCUGGACCCAAAUCCCAAUUCUGCAUUAGAAGACAAAGGUAUAAAGCUUACGAGGAACAGUGGCAAGCUAGCAAGUGACAAAACAGACACUAGAACUGUUUCUAGUGAAAAGCAUGCACCAGUGAAGAGAAAGGAGUUAGAUGAUUUAGCUGAAGACAUAGAGACACUAGAAACUGUCUUUGGAAGUGCAGAGCUAGACUGGGACGAUCAAAUGACAGAUCAUGGGCAGGAGCCUCAAGGAACUGUACACAAAAAAAGAUGUUUGGAAGCCAAAGGAAGCAGUAUUCAAGAAGUAAAUAUAAAACAGAGAGAGAAGGAUAAAAUACUGAAAGAAGAGGACCUUGGAACAGUUCUAACUUCAGAAAUGAAGAGUGAGAUGAAGGAAGAAUCAUCAGUCUUGAAUCACAGUGAACUGCAAGAUGAUUCCAAGAAUCUUCCUAGCAGACUUCUGCUGACAGAGUUUAGGUCACUGGUUGUCAGCCAUCCAAGACAGAAGAGUCAACUUACUGAAGACACCAGCUGUGGGGGGAAGAAAAACUUCAAGAAGUUCAAGAAGGUAGCUUAUCCAGGGGCAGGACAACUUCCAUACAUUAUUGGAGGAUCAGAUCUGAUUGCUCACCAUGCUAGAAAGAAUUCAGAGUUAGAAGAGUGGUUAAAGCAAGAAAUGGAGGAGCAGAACCGGCAUGCAAGAGAAGAAUCACUUGCUGAUGAUCUCUUUAGAUAUGAUCCUAAUGUGAAAAGGAGAAGAUAA
Messenger RNA from Indicator indicator, 2283 nucleotides. It is a transcript of the gene NBN, whose product is annotated as nibrin. The record is from RefSeq and is a predicted model, not a curated record. The coding region runs from base 1 to 2283 and encodes 760 amino acids. Gene Ontology annotation, cellular component: nucleus; Mre11 complex. NCBI's taxonomy places the organism in Eukaryota, Metazoa, Chordata, Aves, Piciformes, Indicatoridae. Gene Ontology annotation, biological process: double-strand break repair via homologous recombination; mitotic G2 DNA damage checkpoint signaling; telomere maintenance. Gene Ontology annotation, molecular function: protein binding; damaged DNA binding. The transcript has 16 exons.